AUGUGGAACGCACAUUCCAGCCGUUGGCAAAGCAAUGACAAGUGGAGCUCUGAUACCUGGGGUCGUGGGUCAGGAAACGAGUCCAGCAGUUGGUGGACGCAAGAUCGAGAGCGUGCUAGCAAUUACGGGUCAGGAAGCGUUCCUGCUCCGAAGCCGACAUAUCCUGCAUCUUUCAGAAGCGAUGAUACGUUCAUUGAUUCGACUGCAGUAGGAGCUGGCAAUCAUCAGUUCUACCGCGUUGUGCAACCGACUGACUGGUCUAGGAAGGCCAAUCUUGCCGGCCGCCCAGUUGAAGGUAUCAGAUUGCACGAGAUGUGUUUCCGUGGCAUGAGUGAGUUCUCCCUUUUGAUGCUUUCGGAAGGACGGUUUCAGUCUGUUGUGUGGACUCGCAGUGCUGCAGAGGGAAUGUUGGCCACGCAGCUCCUGAAGGGCAUCCGCGAAGCAAAGCUUGACAUUGACAGUGCCGCUGUUGAAAGCCUUAAGCAAGCCGGAAGCUCUGUUCCUGACAAACACAAGCAAGCGCCGCAGUUCAUGGCUGCUCUUGUUGAGGCACUUUUGAAAGAGAUACAAAGCAAGAUUCCCAAGCCUGUUGAGUCUACUGCUGAAGAUGAGCUUGCUCGCGCAAAGGCAAAGCUAGCGCAGGCGGGACUGAUGCUUACUCCGCAGAAGAACAAAGUUGAAGAAGACGAAGAUGUUGACCAGUUGCGUUCCGAUGCUGCUGGUUCCAGUCAGCCUCCUGUGGUCGGCAAGAAGACUCAUGCUCAGGAAGUGUCUCGCUUGAAACGCAAGGCCCCUGACGACGUUGCUGCCCGUGAUGAAGCACGUGCCCUUGUCAAAGGCAAGCCCAAGGUGUCCAUGAAGGAGUGUCGUCCUUCCGCAGUCACCAAUGAAAGUGUCGACAAAUGGCUUGCUUCCCUCAAAGCCCAAUACAAAGGCAAGUAUCGUGAGCUCACCAAGCAUGUUUCUCAUGUGGUUGCACUUCUUGCCGAGCAUUCCGAUAAGAACGAGCUGCUUGCUGCUGCGGUCGCAUUUGGUCUUGACCCGAACUUUGCUGCUCGCAUGAAUGUCACCAACCUCAGCAAGUGCAUUGCAGUAGCGAAGUUCCAAGCUGCGUGA
Symbiodinium natans is the source of this 1116-nucleotide messenger RNA. Lineage: Eukaryota; Dinophyceae; Suessiales; Symbiodiniaceae. The record is from the annotation of a GenBank genome assembly.